This is a messenger RNA of Hydra vulgaris (swiftwater hydra), 2405 nucleotides long. The record is from RefSeq and is a predicted model, not a curated record. NCBI's taxonomy places the organism in Eukaryota, Metazoa, Cnidaria, Hydrozoa, Anthoathecata, Hydridae.
AAUUGUUAUUUUAGUUCAAUUUAUCUUAAAUUUUUCCACAAGAGAAAAAUGGUUUUCAUUUCACAGAUAAUCAAGAAACAUUUAACGUUAUGUGAAAAAUAACACAUUUGAUACAGAAAGCACAAGUAAUCAAAAAUUCAAUUACUUUAAAAAUCUCAAAAGCUGUUGAAUGUUUAUAAUGCUUGCACUUUGCUUGACUUUUGUAUAUAUUGUGCCUGGACAAAUGAUGGUACCCGAUCAAGUAUUUUACUGGCCAAUUAAACCUUUUAUUUUUUAUACAAGUAACAGCAACUUAGACGGUAUAUUACCGUUUAUGUACAAACGUUUACAAGAGCUGUGUUGUCCUUCAAUAGACUUAGUACAAUAUCAUUUAAUUAACAAAACGUUUGAUCAAAAUAAUUUUUAUAAAAGUUUAGAAAAAGAAAAUAACGUUAGUAGUGAACUCCAAAAUUAUACAGGAAAAAAUGGAAUAUGGUUUCCCCUAUUAGUUUCAUUAGAUGAAAAUAAAUUGAAACGUAGAAAUCUAAAGAGAGAUAUUUUUAUGUAUUCGCCAAAGAUCGGAGUUAUUGUUAAUAAAAACAAAAUUACGGUAUCGCGUAAAAUUUUUGAAGCUAUUAAAAAAAGCGUUCCAAUUGCAUCACAUGCUAUUGGAUUUAUUUUGCUUUUCUCGUUACUCGUAUGGUUAGUGGAAUCCUUAAAAAACAAUGAUUUCAGUAAAUGCUUCAUAAAAGGAUUUGGCACAAGCUUGUGGUGGUCAGUUGUUACCUUAGCAACAGUUGGAUAUGGUGAUAUUGUACCUAAAUCAAUGUUAGGUCGAUUUUUUUCAGUUCUAUGGAUGCUUAUAGGAAUCAUACUUAUUUCUGGAUUGACAGGAAUGUUCAGCUCAAUAAUCACAACAAAUUCUUUUUUAAGUAUACAACACCAAAAGAUUGCAGCAUUGAAUAAUUCAAUAGAAUUUAUAUUGGCUCAAAAAAAUUUUAACAUAACUGCUAAUAAAGUAUAUCAUUCCUACAACGAUGUAUUCAGAGAUGUAAAUGAUAAUAAAGUUGACUAUGGAGUUAUCAACAUUGAUGUUUUGUUAAAUAUGGAAUAUAAAAAAGAUUACUCUAAUAUUGUUCUUGUACAAUUAUUAGAAACUUCGUCGCCCAUAUUAAUAGUGUUUGGUAUUGAAACUUAUCUUAUGUCUAUUUCAUAUCCAUCUACCUCGUUACAAAAUGAUGUUGUUUUGAACUGCCUCAAAAAGUUAAAUAUAAAAGAAAUAUUGAAAAAUAUCCAAGAAAUAUAUGGAAAAAUCCCAACAAUAGAUUCUGAUGUCCAACAAAAAAUAGGUGACUUUUGGGACGAAAGUUACGUAAAAAUGCCAUCAAUAGUCACUUUAACUUUAAUUAGCGUUCUUGUUUCUAAAGACGUGUUUUAUUUCAUUUACAAGAUAUAUGAACGUCAAAACCACAAAAAAGUUGACAAUAAAACCGACGCUGUUAAAAAUACCGAUACUUCUGUAAAAAUCGUUUGCGAUGAUAAACUAAAUGUGGAUAGAUUUUUGGCUGAUAAUAAUGAUUUACUCAAAGAAUUGCUUAUAAUUAAGGAACAGAUAUUUUUGUUUUACACAAUGCAUAAAGAGAAGUGCCCAGUUUGUUUAAAACAGGAUUCUCAAGUUUAAAUCCAAAAUAAACAAAACUCGUAUCAUUAUUUACUUUAAACAAGUAUUAACAAGAAUAAAGUAUCGUUUUUUUUGGUUAUGAAUUUUGCAUUCAAUUAUGGUAAUAAAAUAAAAAAGGCGAAAAAAGAAAAUAGUUUAUUUACAACAAAAGAGAUAGUUAUAAAAAGUAAAAAAUCAGAAAUAACUAGAAAAAAGCAUAUAAUUUAGUUAAAAAAAAAUGAUAUUGUAAAAAUUAUAUUGUAAGUAAAACAACUCAACUGGAAAAGAAAUUUUUUUUUUACAUGAAAACUAGAAAAAAGAAAUAUCCUUUUUUUCCCUUUUGGUUAAAAUGGUGCUGCAAGAUAACUUAGCGACUUAACUGUCAAAGAACACUUUUAGCCUACAGCGGAUGAGUAUUUAAAUAAGAAUUCACGCCGCUGUCUUAGUGUUGCAAAUAUGACAAGAACAAAAAUCAUACACAGAGCCUCAUGAACUAAAGCCAGCGUUCUUUUACUACGGCUUCUCUCGAAUUCGAGAAUAAAAGUUGGAUUUUGCAUAUUGAAAAAAUAAAUGCAAUUUAAACAUUGCUUUUUAUUCCUACAACUCCCCAUCUUUGUAGCUAAAGAUUUUAUUACAUUAUCAAUUGCUGCUUGUAGGAGCUUUUUUUUAUCUAACAGUAAAAAAAAACUUUUUAGAUAGUUAAAGGGUAAAUAUUAUUGAUGGGUACAAAUAGUAGCUUAGUUUAUUAUUGUCGUAUUUUGACAGU